AGACUGCCAAGACAGGUUCUUGAGAUCCUCUAGCAGCAAAACCAACUCGCACAAGAAGUUUACAAUGUCAAGCAAUGUUUCACAAUGCCACGUUGUUAAAGAAAUGGAACCUUUCACCUAUUUUUACUACUUGAUUUUUCUUAUGGGAUUUAUUGGAAGCUGUUUUGCACUAUGGGCAUUCACACAAAGAGAUCAGAAACAGAAGUGUAUGAGUAUCUACUUAAUUAACCUCUUAACAGCAGAUUUUUUGUUGACUUUGGCAUUGCCAGUAAAGAUUAUUGUUGACCUAGGAGUUGCGUCCUGGAAACUGAGAAUAUUUCACUGUCAAGUUACAGCCUGUUUCAUCUAUCUGAACAUGUAUUUAUCUAUUAUAUUUCUGGGAUUUGUGAGCAUGGACCGCUGCCUUCAGCUAAUGCACAGUUAUAAGAUCUACCGCAUUCAGGAGCCUGGAUUUGCCAAGAUGUUGUCUGCAGUCGUAUGGACAAUGGUUCUCCUUAUAACAGUACCUAACAUGGCUAUUCCAAUAAAAACCAUUGAAGAACAACCUGGUGCAGGAUGCAUUGAUUUCAAAACAAAAUUUGGAAGAGACUGGCAUGUGUUUACUAAUUUCAUAUGCACAGCGAUAUUCCUGAAUUUUUCAGCUGUGAUACUGAUUUCCAAUUUCCUUGUUGUUCGACAACUCUACCGGAACAAAUACAGUGAGAGUUACGCAAACGUGAGGAAAGCCCUCAUCAACAUACUGCUGGUAACUGCAGGCUACCUGCUGUGUUUUGUGCCGUAUCACAUUGUUCGUAUCCCCUAUACUUUGAGCCAAAGUGAUACCAAUACCAGCUGCUCUCAGAAACAAGCUCUCUUUAAAGCUAAAGAGUCUACGUUGCUGUUUGCCGUAUCAAACCUCUGUUUUGACCCUAUUCUGUACUACCAUCUUUCCAAAUCAUUCAGACUGAAAUUCACUGAAACUUUUGCCGCACCUAAAGAGACACAGGUUUUCACAGACGAAGAGGUACAACACAGAAGUGAGCAGCAGAUGCAAAAGUACCAAUUCUAAAAUACAUCAGAGGAGUGUUCAGAUCAGCAGUACAAACAGCGGUGGUGCAAUUGCAAGCAUGGUUAUCAUGGGCAACGACAUUCCUGCUGAAACACGAGCUCAAGCAGAAGGAAAAAAAACUUGAACCAUACCCACCACUUUGUUAUACAUUCACACAACAGGUCUGGACUAACAGAACCUCGAUAAAGCCCUUCAGAAACAGUUCAAGGUGCCAGUGAUGCCCUUCCAGGGAUCAGCAACACUUAAGAACAUAACAAAUCAGACAAACUCAAAUGUACCUUGUAAUUAUUUAUGGUAAAAACCCGAGCUCACCUUUUCCAAGUCAAGUAUUGUAGAGUUACUAUAUUAAACAACUUGGUGUAAUCGAAUGAAGAGAUUAAUUUAAAGCAGUUCUUCAGCUGCAAAGUUUUCAUACAUACACUUAACCCAAAACCAUUUUAGAGGGCAUUAUUUACUCCAGAAAGCGAUUUUAAGCUGCACUGAUUAAAAGUUAUUGUAUCUGUUUAUGUCAUACCUGCAGUUUUUAUAAAUAAAUUUCUUAU
This is a messenger RNA of Strigops habroptila (Kakapo), 1590 nucleotides long. It is a transcript of the gene GPR171, whose product is annotated as G protein-coupled receptor 171. Gene Ontology annotation, cellular component: membrane. Gene Ontology annotation, molecular function: G protein-coupled purinergic nucleotide receptor activity. The transcript is spliced from 2 exons. The record is from RefSeq and is a predicted model, not a curated record. Bases 65 to 1048 code for a protein of 327 amino acids. NCBI's taxonomy places the organism in Eukaryota, Metazoa, Chordata, Aves, Psittaciformes, Psittacidae. Gene Ontology annotation, biological process: G protein-coupled receptor signaling pathway.